This is a messenger RNA of Oryza brachyantha (malo sina), 1708 nucleotides long. RefSeq names its product beta-glucuronosyltransferase GlcAT14A-like. Bases 58 to 1248 code for a protein of 396 amino acids. The record is from RefSeq and is a predicted model, not a curated record. Gene Ontology annotation, cellular component: membrane. Gene Ontology annotation, molecular function: glucuronosyltransferase activity. The transcript is spliced from 4 exons. Lineage: Eukaryota; Viridiplantae; Streptophyta; Magnoliopsida; Poales; Poaceae.
CGCCGUCUCGCCCACGCCUCUCCAUCGCUCCGCGCCGCUCUCGACGGCGACACGGAGAUGCGGCCGCCCGCGCGCUCGCCGGCCUCGCCGCCGUGCCUGGCGACGGCGGCGCUAGCGGCGUCGGCUGCGCUGCUCCUCAUCUGCGGCGGCUUCGGCUUUGGCGCCUCCUCCUCCUCCCCCGCGCGCCGCACGUCGUCCAGGGCCACGGGCCCCGACGCCCCGCGGCCGUCGCUCGCGUACUGGAUAUCCGGCACGGGUGGGGAGAUGGCGAGGGUGCUGCGGCUGCUCAGGGCGGUCUACCACCCGCGGAACCGCUACCUGCUCCACCUCGACGCGGGCGCCGCGGCGGGGGAGCGGGAGGCGCUGGCGGCCGCCGUGCGGGCGGACGGGGCGUGGAGGGAGGCCGCCAACGUCGACGUCGUCGGCGAGGGCUACGCCGUCGACCGCACGGGCUCCUCCGUGCUCGCCGCCACGCUGCACGGCGCCGCCGUUCUCCUCAGGGUCGCCGCCGACUGGGACUGGUUCGUCACGCUCAGCUCCUCCGACUACCCGCUCGUCACGCAGGACGAUCUCCUUUAUGCCUUUUCUUCUGUACCGAAGGAACUAAACUUUAUUGAUCACACAAGUGAUCUUGGAUGGAAGGAGCAUGAAAGAUUUGAAAAACUUAUUGUUGACCCAAGUUUGUACAUGGACAGUAACAGCGAGCUUUUUCCUGUAACAGAACCAAGACAAAUGCCUGAUGCAUUCAAGAUAUUCACAGGUUCUCCAUGGGUAAUUCUAACCAGGAACUUCACCGAACACUGUGUGCAUGGUUGGGACAACCUUCCCCGCAAACUACUGAUGUACUUCGCCAACACAGCUUACUCCAUGGAAUCGUACUUCCAGACUGUUAUUUGCAACUCUUCUAAGUUCAGAAACACAACUGUUAACGGGGACCUACGAUACUUUGUGUGGGAUGAUCCUCCAGGACUUGAGCCACUUACACUUGAUGAAUCACAUUUCGGUAACAUGGUAAACAGCAGUGCCGCGUUUGCAAGGCGGUUUGCGGAGGAUUCUCCAGUCCUGAAGAAGAUCGACGAGGAGAUACUAAACCAUUCUUCAGACUGUGCGAGCUUGAGUGGAAGACGGGUGAUGGAUGUGGGCUCAUGCUCAAAAUGGGGUGACAUUGAUGUUCUCCGACCAUCGCGUGCUGGAGAGCAGCUUAGGCGCUUCAUUUCUGAGAUCAGUCAGACAAGAGGAUGCAGCUAGCUGGAAGCUGAAUCUGGAAUUUUUCAUCAAGAUGGUUGACUUAACUGACAAAUGGUUACGAGGAACACAUUUUUCUGCUGAUAAACUACAUGUUGGAAAUGACGAAGGCCUAGAGUAAGUCGCACCUGAGUACCUGACUGACUACCUGAGGCUGAGAAAGCCUUCAAUUAACUACCAGAUAGCAUAGCAAAUUAGUAAAUUCCUCUUCUAUACAUUUGAGAUAUGUACACUAUAGCAGUUGAUGCUUUGGCCCCCUGCUUCUACCAUGUAGAUAGAUCAUAGAGUAGGUUACAGUGAAGUUUCUGUUUCAGGAGCUAGGUUAUAACACAUUUUGUAUAGAUAAUAUCUGCGACAGAGGUAUAUACAUAUUAACAUAUACAUGUACUUUAUUGAUACAGGGGACAGUUUUAGUUGCAUAACAAUAAUAAUAUGCUGCCAGGUGAGGUUUGCCUGAAAACAU